AUGAGAGGCACAGCGGAUGGCGACAUGAGGCAGGGACUGAACAACCUGGAGGCCACUCCCACUGGCUUCGGGUUGGUGAAUGCUGAUAACAUGUUCCGGGUGUGCGACCAGCCUCACCCGCUGAAGGUCACAGCGGCAGUCAAGGCGUGUCUAUCUGGCGACAUUGACACUGCAUGCGAGGGCAUCCAGGACCUCUUUGCUCUGAGCCUUCUUUUAAGCCAGAAUCAAUCAAGCCAUCCACUUUUUGCACGCAUCCCUUUCCCCCCUCAGGUGUGUGACCAGCCUCACCCACUGAAAUUCGGAGCGACUGUCAAGGCGUGUCUAUCCGGUGACAUCGACACUGCAUGCGAGGGCAUCCGGGACCUCUUUGCUCUGGGCUACGCUGCGUCUGACAUCAUCACAACACUCUUCAGAAUAGUCAAGAACUAUGACAUGCCCGAGUUUCUGAAGCUGAAGUUUAUAAGAGUGAGUCGCCUCUCUUUUGCCAGUGAAAGAAUAGUCAAGAACUACGACAUGCCCGAGUUUCUGAAGCUGGAGUUUAUAAGAGUGAGUCGCCUCUCUUUUGCCAGUGCAAGAAUAGUCAAGAACUACGACAUGCCAGAGUUUCUGAAGCUGGAGUUUAUACGAGUGAGUCGCCUCUCUUUUGCCAAUGCAAGGUGGGCAGAUGGGUGCACAGGGCGUCAGAGGGCUGGACCUCUUUGCUCUGAGUUACGCUGCUUCUGA
This is a messenger RNA of Closterium sp. NIES-65, 723 nucleotides long. Lineage: Eukaryota; Viridiplantae; Streptophyta; Zygnematophyceae; Desmidiales; Closteriaceae. The record is from the annotation of a GenBank genome assembly.